UUACUUAUUCAAGACCGCGUCACGUAAUGGCGCUGAAUUCGAAGAAGAUGGCUGCCUGCUUAGGUAAUGAGUCUAGUUUAAGUCAGUGGGGAUUCGUUCUUUUGAACUGGGUCAGUCUACAAUAUCGCGCGGCGACAACAAAUUGUUUCGCCAUCAAAUUGCGAAUUAUCGGACGAUUUAUUCGAUGAGAAUCGAAAACGCAAGGAACAACAAACCAUGGCGAUUAUGGCGCGCAACGGACCUCAGAUCAUUGAUGUACGUCAACGUCGUCUUCGCUCAGAUUCUCGGAUUUCUUCCUUACGAAUUCAAGCCCGGCGGAUGCGUCGCGCUUUCGAUAGCACGGUUCAUUUACUCGUCGAUCACAACUCUCGUCUACCUAUUUUCAUUGGUCUUGGCGCUGUACCUAAUAAACUUCUGUGACACAAACGAUCUCAGCGUACCCGAAGCGCUAGACACUAAUUCGUUCUUCAUAUUAGACGGAUUCGCGAUCAUCUCGAUAUACUUCACGGCGUACAAAGGAUUGAUCCUGUAUCAGAAGUUGUUCAAACUCUCGCAGAUACUGUCCGUCCAGGAUUUCAACAGAAUGUCGAAGUUCGUUCACACGAAAGACGCCAUGGUUAUCCUUUAUUUCCUCGGAUGUCUACCGAAAAGCAUCGCAGGUGUUGAUUUGAUUACCGCCAGCCGUUUGAUCUCGUUGUACACUACAAUAAGCCACUUCGCGAUGGACAUGUGCUACAUGAACUGCGUGAGCGUGUUGGGCUCCUGUUUCGAGAAGGUCAACGAAAACUUGAAACGGUUGAACGAACCCACGACAGACCGUGAACCGGAAUCGUCGCUGGUGAGGACACCUCUGCUACGUAGACAAAGUCUGUUGAUGCUGAUGAAGCUGAAAUACUACGAAGAGCUGCACCAAGAAAUCAGCGACGCAGUCGAGUCGGUAAACGACACCUUUCUCGUUCGAAUCAUCAUCAUAUCGAUUACAACGUUCACUGUGGUCACGUUUAACACGUAUUACUCCUUGCUGUGGAUAGUCAGUGGUUUUCCGGCCAUUCCGAACAGAAUGUUUUGGUUUAUGCCGCAUUGGCUGGUCACGAUAUAUUAUUUUUCGAAAUUCUCGCUGAUCAUUUGGGCCUGCCAAAGCGCGACGAAUCGGGCGCGGGAGAUCGGUACCACGGUUCACGUUAUUCUCAACGACAGCAACGAUAUGAUCAAGCGCGAGCUGAGGAAUUUUUCUCUACAAAUGUUGCACCGAGAAAUACAUUUCUCCGCGAGAGCGAUCACGAUAAACGCGAAGCUUCUAACGCAGAUGAUAUCUGGGAUUAUGAUGUACAUUCUGAUACUUUUCCAAUUUCUAUUGAACAGCAUCUCUUGCCGUUAUUAACGCCGUUUGCCAAUUCACGUGACAUCUUAUCGAUCCUUACCAGCCUUACGUCCACGCGCCGAUGCUUGUAAUAGUAAAUGCAGUACUCGCAAGCUUGCUAAUGAACUGUACGUAGCUUAAGAUAAUAAA
Nomia melanderi (Alkali bee) is the source of this 1510-nucleotide messenger RNA. RefSeq lists its product as uncharacterized. The record is from RefSeq and is a predicted model, not a curated record. Lineage: Eukaryota; Metazoa; Arthropoda; Insecta; Hymenoptera; Halictidae. Gene Ontology annotation, biological process: male courtship behavior; sensory perception of taste; chemosensory behavior. Gene Ontology annotation, cellular component: membrane; neuronal cell body; dendrite.